Messenger RNA from Gracilinanus agilis (Agile Gracile Mouse Opossum), 1769 nucleotides. It is a transcript of the gene CETP, whose product is annotated as cholesteryl ester transfer protein. Bases 1 to 1497 code for a protein of 498 amino acids. Lineage: Eukaryota; Metazoa; Chordata; Mammalia; Didelphimorphia; Didelphidae. Gene Ontology annotation, biological process: high-density lipoprotein particle remodeling; phosphatidylcholine metabolic process; reverse cholesterol transport. The record is from RefSeq and is a predicted model, not a curated record. The transcript is spliced from 13 exons. Gene Ontology annotation, molecular function: triglyceride binding; cholesterol transfer activity; phosphatidylcholine binding. Gene Ontology annotation, cellular component: high-density lipoprotein particle.
AUGGCUCCCAGCAGCAAAACUGAGGUCAUAUCUCUAGACCAAGAGUUCCUCUGGGAAGUGGCCCAGCUAUUAAGGAAGCCCGAGCUGCCCCCACACACACCCUGUCCCUUGGGGAGGUGGAGAAGUCACGUCAGUCCUGCCUCUCUGCUUCUGGUGUAUAAGAGUCACUGGGGGUCCUGGAGGACCAACUACUCUCUCCUGGGGGCCCGAAGGACCAUGCUGGUGGUUGUCUUCUUCUCACUGGCCCUGCUGGGCGCCACGGAGGCCUGCAAGGGGCACUCGACCUCCUUCACCCAGACUGGCAUCGUAUGUAGGAUCACCAGACCAGCUACCUUGGUGUUGAACCAAGAAACCACAAAAGUGAUUCAGAGAGCAUUCCAGCGGGCCACGUAUCCUGACAUCAAGGGAGAGAGAAUCAUGUUUUUCAUGGGAAAAAUCAACUAUGGCCUACACAACAUCCAGAUCAGCAACCUGUCCAUCUCCAGCAGCCAAGUGGAGCUAAAGAAGGAUAAGAGCAUAGACAUCACAAUUCAGAAUGUAUCUGUGAUCUUCAGAGGGACACUCCAAUAUGGCUACCAUGGAGGAUGGCUGAUCUCUUCAUUGCUGAACAGUGAAAAGGACUGUGCUGCUGAUAUUAAUUCCGGUCUCUGUUCUUUGCACGUGAAACACCUGAUGUCAAGUUACAGAAAGGACCUGGAUGACAUGCUGGAAGGCAGGGAGAAUGAACUUUGUCCAACAUUCAUAUGCAGACUGGGUGUUCUGACUUACAAGAACCAAUCAUCAAUCCUUCCAGACUCCACCUACAACCCCAACCUCCUCGGUGAAUCCCGAAUGCUGUACUUUUGGUUUUCGGAUAAAGUCUUAAGCUCCUUGGCUAAGGCUGCCUUCCUGGACAAGAGACUAAUGUUGACUCUGUCAGGAGAUGAGUUCAAGGCAUUGCUGCAGGACAAAGGCCUGGACACCAACCAAGAUAUCUUGCGAGAGAUUUUUCAGCAUUCUUCCUUCAGUGACUCCCAGGUAGAGAUUCGAAGCUCGACUGCCCCCCAAAUUACCUGCCAACCAGAAGGCACCACAGUCAAGUCUUCUGUCAGUGUGGAGAUCAGACUACUCCACCAGGACCGGGCUCCAACGGUGGCAUUCUCUUUUGAAGAGGACAUUGUGACUGUCAUUCAGGCAUCCUACGAAGACAAGAAACUGAUUCUAGACCUCUCUGAUUUCCAGAUUCACCAUAAGUCCUUCCGUUCUGCCUCUACGUUAUGUACGCAGAGCCAAGAAUCAAUCCAGGAAUUCCUGAAGACCCUCACAGCCAUGGUGGGCAUCCCUGCAGUCAUCUCCUGGCUUGAGCCAAAACUCACCACACUGUUGAACAGUAAAGGCUUGGACCUCUUUGAUAUUAUCAAUCCUGAAAUUAUCACCCAAAAGGGUUACCUGCUUCUCCAGAUGGACUUUGGAUUCCCCCAGCAUCUGCUAGAGGAUUUCCUUCAAACCAUCAUCUAGAAGAAAGCCAAAGAGGGGCCACCUGGCCAGCUGAACCAAAGAGAAAUUGGGGAAGGCUGCCUUUGUCUCUUCACCUUUAAAAUGGGGAUAAUCGUGAACACUUAUCUUACGGCACUUCACCAGAGUGUUGGGAGGAUUGAAUGAGAGCAUGGGUCCACAUUACUUUGUAAAUCUGUCAAAUUGUCAUUAUUCUAAUUAUUCUCAUUAGUAUUUUCAUUGUUUAUCCCCCUUUGCCUGUAAGAAAAAUGAGGCCAAGAAAAUAAGAAAGAACA